Molecule: messenger RNA, 825 nt
Organism: Spea bombifrons (plains spadefoot toad)
Lineage: Eukaryota; Metazoa; Chordata; Amphibia; Anura; Pelobatidae
Product: transmembrane protein 171-like
Exons: 1
Coding region: 1-825 (274 amino acids)
Source: RefSeq, a predicted model, not a curated record
AUGGAGUGCGCUUGCUUCGGCACUCCUAGCCCUUGCGUAAACAGCAAAAUAAUAUUCUUUAUGUUUGUAUUUGGCUGGGUGCUCCUAUGUGGUGGAUCUGUACUUUCUGUCUAUGGGUUCAAGUCAUGCCAGCUUGACAAUUCCAGCUGUGAGGCCAUUAAAAUGACUGGCCCAUUACUUGCCAUGAUAGGGCUGACACAUUUAAUGAUGGCAAAGUUUAUUGCCAGACGGGAGAGAAGGAGGAGAGAAUUAGCAGGAGACCCAACGGAUCCAGAUAGCCGCUUCCUCUGUGGGAAAAGCCAGCGGUUUGUACAGUUCGUAGUACUUGGGAUCCUGUUUGUGGCUUGCGGAAUACUAAUUAGUAUCCCAGGACUUCUGGUACCAGCAUGCAAGCCAGUAUCCAACACAGACACAACUCCUAAAGUCUGUGAAGCUCACUCACUGCAAAUAACUGCACUCAUCAUUUCAUUAAUUGGCUUGAGUUUCUGCUUGGUUGCUCAUAGGAGCAGAAACCAUCUUGUCGUCGAUGUCAGUGACUCUGAGGAGGAACCUGAAGUCUCCAGAAAUCAGCCAAUUCAUGUAACCGUGGGUGACAAUGUUUUCAUAUUCCCACCACCCCCACCUCCAUACUUUGCAAGAGGACAUGAUAGGUUAAUGAGCGAGAACCCACCUUCCUACUACAGCAUCUUUUAUAAAAGGGGCGACCAUGAAUCCAGCGGACACAAUGUUCCACAGCUGUGCCUACUGUACAUUACAUCAACAAGGGAGCCACCUCCAAGAUACCAGGCGAUAUACCCUACUCAGCCUGAUCCUGAAGAGAGUUAA